Exophiala viscosa is the source of this 860-nucleotide messenger RNA. RefSeq lists its product as uncharacterized. The coding region runs from base 213 to 671 and encodes 152 amino acids. The record is from RefSeq and is a predicted model, not a curated record. The transcript has 2 exons. NCBI's taxonomy places the organism in Eukaryota, Fungi, Ascomycota, Eurotiomycetes, Chaetothyriales, Herpotrichiellaceae.
UACAUCUUCUCUGAUCUUCCCAGGCAACAUAUCGGAAGGACACUCGUCACUCGUUAGACUCAUUGCUCACUGACCACAUUCUCUUAUCACUCCACGUUACGCACCGACGACCUGCUGGACAACGUCGACCGUUUCCAAGACCUUUUAUACGACUACUAUUUAGCGCCUUUUUAUCUAUCAUUAAAGACCUCUUGUUCUUCCCUCAAGAGGACAUGGCUGUUGCACAGAGCUUUCUGAACCAGUCCUCUACCUCUUCGCGAGUCCGUUUGUCUCUCCAGACAAUCUUCAGUCACAACCUACUCCAUCGAUCACCGAAACGCUCUGCAGGCAAAAUGAGCUCAUCUUCUUCUUCCGUCAAGUCAUCACCCAGUUCAAGCUUCAGUAGCUUCGGACAAGGGGCACGCAUGGCGGCACUCGAUUUGAAUACUACGUUUGGUCCCUCAUCGGCCACAUCGAGCCCUCACUCUUAUUUACGCCGACAACCUUCAGCCAUCGACGUUGCCCUCGAGGAGGAGAGAUAUGCUGAUCCAGUGGAGAUGAUCGGGCUGGGUCUUCUCGAACCCCGUCCGCUCGCUCAGUCAAUGCCACCUUCUCCAAUGGAACUUGUGCACGACCACAUGCAGUCUCCGGUCAUCUUGGACGGAAUCUUCGAAAUCAUGGAAAGGUCCUAAGCGUCCCCACGAAUUAUGCUGCGAAAGAGAGCGAGGCUUCAAUAUGCACUGGCAUCAACCUGCUCUGGGAGGUCAUCAUCAAAGCGUUCCGAGCGGAGGAAUCCUGCGACAGCGUUUCAAGGGACGAGUUUCAUGAAGAUAUGUGUACAUGUAUAAGAGUUGGAUAUUCGAUUCGGGAUGGGAAAUUCU